This is a messenger RNA of Aspergillus chevalieri, 4356 nucleotides long. RefSeq names its product actin cytoskeleton-regulatory complex protein PAN1 (gene pan1). Bases 1 to 4356 code for a protein of 1451 amino acids. Lineage: Eukaryota; Fungi; Ascomycota; Eurotiomycetes; Eurotiales; Aspergillaceae. Gene Ontology annotation, biological process: endocytosis; endosomal transport. Gene Ontology annotation, cellular component: plasma membrane; cytoplasm. The transcript is spliced from 5 exons. Gene Ontology annotation, molecular function: actin binding; calcium ion binding. The record is from RefSeq and is a predicted model, not a curated record.
AUGUUUUCCGGCUCAAAUACCUUCCUGGGUGGCGCCAACAGCGCUCGCCCGGGCACGGCGCCUUACCUACAGCAGCCAUACUCCCAAUUCCCCGGUCAGCAGCAACCACAACCGCAACAACCACAGCCAACGGGCUUCGUUCCUCAGCCCACCGGCUAUGCGCCUCAGUAUACUGGACUCGGAGGUUCUCAACUGCAACCCCAACCCACGGGGUUCGCAGGUGCUGGUCAGCUUCAACCGCAAUUCACGGGGUUCCCGCCACAACAGCAGCAACCGCAGCCGCAACCACAGAGCUUCCAGCUCUCCCCUCAGCCGCCUCAGUUGACUGGAUAUCCUCCCCAGAGCCAAUCUCAGCCUCAGCCGCCGCAGCUUCAAGUCGCUCAACCCACCGGACUGCCCCUUCGGGCUGCGAAGACCUCAAAUGAGAUAGCGGAUUCGUUUAACGAUGGACGCCCGCAGCCGCCACCCAAGACUUCCUCUGGGGGUGGUAACAAGAUUCCCAGUAUCAGGCUUUCAUUUAUUACCGCGCAGGAUCAAGCCAAGUUCGAGCAGCUGUUCAAGUCGGCGGUUGGAGAGAACCAGACGAUGGAUGGCGAGAAAGCUAAGGAGCUCCUUCUACGGUCGAGACUUCCCGGGGGUGACUUGUCGAGGAUCUGGAUUUUGUCGGACACCACCAAAUCCGGACAGCUAUUCUUCCCCGAAUUCGCGUUGGCAAUGUACCUCUGCAACUUGAAAAUCACCGGCAGAGACCUUCCCGCCGUCCUUCCUGAGACGAUCCAGAACGAAGUCUCCAGCAUGGUAGACAUCAUUUCCUUUACCGUUCCUGACACGCAGCCAGAGCAACCGCUACUUCAAAACAAAGCUGAACCGCCAGCGCCACAACAACCCCGUCCGCAGCAGCCAUCGAACUCCCAGCUUCUCAGCCAGCUGACAGCGCAACCUACUGGCUUCAUCGCCCAGCCGACCGGAUUGCAACCCAACCCGACCGGUUUCCCAGGUCAGGGCCUCGCUCCACAAGCAACUGGCUUCCCGGGUCAGGGUCUCGCUCCACAGGCGACUGGUUUCCCAGGACCUAGCCAGCAGUUCCUGCAGCCUCAACCGACGGGAUUGAUGAACAACCCGCAGCCCACCGGAUACAGUGGCCCUCGCCCCCCUAUUCCACCGAUUCCCACCGGAUUUGGGUCCAACCUGAGCCCAGCUCAGACGGGUGGAACGGCUGCUUUGACCGCGCAGCCUACUGGCAUUCCGGGUCAGUGGGGAUUUGUUAACGCUCCCGCGACAGGAUUGCCCAAUAUUGAGGCUCUUAAGCAGCAGCUCAUGCCUCAGCCGGGCCGCGAAGGUGGCUUCUCUACCGCUGGACUCUCUGGAAAUGCCACCAUUCCAUGGGCAAUUACUAAAGAGGAGAAGAAGAUCUAUGACGAUCUCUUCCGCGUGUGGGACGGUUUCCGCAAGGGAUUUAUUGGUGGUGAAACUGCUAUUGAGAUUAUGGGUCAAAGUGGUCUGGAGCAGAAGGACCUCGAGCGCAUCUGGACUUUGGCGGACCCGCAUAACCGGGGUAGGCUCAACAUGGAUGAGUUUGCUGUGGCCAUGCACUUGAUUUACAGAAGACUUAACGGCUAUCCUGUGCCAAACCGUCUGCCGCCGGAGCUUGUUCCGCCGUCUACGAGGAACCUGAACGAUUCUAUCGGUACUGUCAAGUCGAUGCUUUCGCAAGAUGCAGAGUCCCGCAAGGCAUCCGGCGCGUUUUUGCAACCCCAGAAGACUGGUGUCAGCUACCUAAAGGAUCACUCUUUUCGGGGUGGUGGAUCCCCAGGCUUUGGUCGAAAGGAUGCCACCAUGUUCAAGAACAAUGACGAGGCUGCUGCAGGAUACCGAUCCAGCGCUCGUCGCCGUGUCGGUAACAACACCACGCGGACUCCGUCUCCUGUUGCUUCUCAGGCAUCGGAAGAUGAGCUGUCUGUCGAGCAGCUGAAGAAGAAGAUCCGUGAAACGAAGGUCAUGCUUGAUGCAGUCGAUUUUCAGGAUGAGAACCGUGCUGAGGAAAAUGAAGCCCUUGACCGCCGGGAUCGCAGAGAAGCGGAAAGCCUUAUGGAACGAAUCCGCCGUGUGCAGGAUGAUAUUGAUACCCACCCCAACGCUACUUUCCGUAACCUCGAUUCGGGAGCGGAGCGGAGGUUGCUUCGUCGUCAGCUGCAGGGCUACGAGGACCAGGUUCCGCAGGUUGCCUCUGAUGUGCGCAGACUUGAACGGGAGAUUUCUGAGGCUAAGCUUGAGCUUUUCCGUCUGAAGGAUGCCAAGGCGCACCCUGGCACUGCUUCUAACAUCGUUGGUACUGGUCCCGGUGGCACGGUUACAGAGGCAGACCGUAUCAAGGCUCGCGCUCGUGCGAGGAUGCAGGCCCGUGCUGCUGAGCUUGCUGGACGGCCCGCGCCUGCGUCUGAGGAUGAUGACGGUUCGGCAGCUCGCCGGUUGGAGGCUGAAAGCGCCAACGUCAAGGCAGACAGAGAGCGCAACGAUACCAUGACGCGCGACGUUGAAGAAAGUGUCAAGGAAUUCGCCAGGAGUCUCGAGGAUAGCCUCAAGGAUGGAGGCGAAAGUUCUACGCGUGAACACGAACGCCGUCGGUGGGAAGAUGCACUUGGCGUGGAAGAUGUUAUUCGCGACUUCAUCUACGACUUGCAACGUAACGCUCGCACUGCGCAUAUUCGUAAACAAGAGGAAUCAAGACCGUCUCCUGCUCGAUACGACGUGCUAUCGCCCGAAGGCCCGGCGGCUGCCCGGCCUUCGCCGCCUUCUACAUCCCCAGGUCCCCUCCCAGGCAACACUCACGAGGACCGUGUUGCUGCAGCCAGAGAACGUGCUCAGAGACGCAUUGCUGAACGUAUGGCAGCGGCUGGUCUGAAGCCUCAUGACGCCGGAGAGUCUCUUGCCCAGCGUCAAGAGCGUGAGAAGAGAGAACGAGAGGACCGUCUGAAGCGGGCAGAGGAAGAAGACUCCCAGAGAGAACAGGAAAGACAACGCCGCAUCGCGGACGAACAGAAGCCUGCUGAGAAGCCGGCCACUAAGCCGAUGGGAAAGAAGCCACCUCCUGCUCCUCCUUCGAGGAAGCAUGGUGGAGACGGUGCCGCUCAGGCUGAUGCGAAGAAGGCCGCAGAGGAGGCUGCUCAGGCGGAACAGGCUGCCCAGGAACAGGCCAUCAAGGAAGAACAGCAGGCUCAGGAGGCUGAGCGGAUGCGCCUUGAGGACGAAUCCAGGCGACAAGAUGACGAGAUGCAAAAGGAGAAGGAAGCACAGGAAGCUCGUCUUCGUGCGCUCGAGGAACAAGUUAAGCAAGGCAAGAUCAAGAAGCAAGAAGAAAAGCGCCGCAAGGAGGAGGCUGCCAGAUCUGCGAAAGAACAAGAAGAUAGGGCUGCGGCCCAACGUGCCGAGCUCGAAAUGGCUCGGGAACGAGAGAGGCAACUUCAGCUCGAGUUGGAAGGCCUUGGUGAGGAGAGCUCGGAUGACGAAGGUCCCGAGUAUGUCACGCCUCAGGAUAGUACGCCCACCCAGAGCCAGAUUCUUCCUCCAGAGGCUGCUCCAGCGCCAGAGCCUGCGGAUGAAUGGGAGCUCGAUUCAGAACCACCGCAUGAGCCUGAGCCUGAGCCGCAACCUGAACCUGAACAGCCUACAAGCCCUGAAGUCGCUUCGCCGGCUCCCCACAUCAACAUCGAGCCUUCAUCCAACAACCCUUACUUCAACAAGAUUCCUCAACCUGCCGCACCCUCGCCUGAAGUCCAGUCGACCAACCCCUUCCAUCGCCUGGCACAGCAGGAGAUCGCCAAGCCCGCUUUUACCGGCGCAAGACCAUUGGAGCAGAAGUCUCGUGCACGUCCCGAGGACGAUGACUGGUCGGCAGCAGGAUCCGACUUUGAUGAUUCUGACGAUGAGGAUGAAAACCCUGGCGGCGGCAGCGCGAAGCAACUCGCUAGCAUCCUGUUUGGCACCAUGGCACCACCGCGGCCAUUGAGUGCGAUGGACAACAAGUCUCCUUCGCAAUCGGCGACGCCGGUGCAGGAUGCUUCGCCCAAGCCUGCUGAAACUGAAGAGCCCGCGGCGCCUAGCGCUAUCCCACCACCGCCUCCCCCGCCGCCAGCCCCAGCUCCUGCAGGUGACUCUGGUAUCCCUCCGCCGCCCCCACCUGCUCCUCCUGCGGCACCUCCUGGUGUUCCACCUCCGCCUCCAGCUGCGGCGCCUCCGGCACCGGCAGGAGGCGCUGAUCGUGGAGCUUUGUUGGCUUCGAUCCAGGCAGGCAAAGGUCUCAGGAAGGUGCAGACCAGUGACCGGAGCACAAGCUCGAGUGCGGGACGGGUUCUGUAG